AUGCAUCCUGCGAGGGGGGCCCGUGAGAGUAGUAUUUUGUUACCAAUUAGCCAGGAGUUAUCAUCUAUCUCCCUGAUCGACUCUCGUACAGGAUUGUUAGCCAUUGGGGAUAAAAGACUUCAAUGUUUUACUGUACACUGUUUCGUUAUGAGGGCAGGAUCCUCAAUCGUGGGUGAAGGUCGACGGUUGCCUGGCCCUGUUUAUCUCCUCCAGCUUCCCAAGUCAGGUACCAGCAGCUACCCUGGCUUGGGCGGGUAG
Molecule: messenger RNA, 258 nt
Organism: Pochonia chlamydosporia 170
Lineage: Eukaryota; Fungi; Ascomycota; Sordariomycetes; Hypocreales; Clavicipitaceae
Exons: 1
Coding region: 1-258 (85 amino acids)
Source: RefSeq, a predicted model, not a curated record